Messenger RNA from Haliotis rufescens (red abalone), 1151 nucleotides. Its product is annotated as receptor of activated protein C kinase 1-like. The transcript has 7 exons. Gene Ontology annotation, cellular component: nucleus; cytosol. Gene Ontology annotation, molecular function: translation regulator activity; ribosome binding; protein kinase C binding. The record is from RefSeq and is a predicted model, not a curated record. The coding region runs from base 109 to 1068 and encodes 319 amino acids. Gene Ontology annotation, biological process: positive regulation of protein phosphorylation; rescue of stalled cytosolic ribosome. Lineage: Eukaryota; Metazoa; Mollusca; Gastropoda; Lepetellida; Haliotidae.
CGCCCUGCAAUCUUUCUUUUUCCGGUCGGCCAUACACCUAAAUGGCCGUGAUUCCAUAGGGGGCUUUGAUAAUCCAUUAUUAUCAGUAAAAGCUGCUACUAAAUCGCCAUGGCGGCGCAAGAACAGAUGACUUUAAAGGGUACCCUUGAGGGCCACGGCAAUUGGGUCACACAGAUUGCCACGAAUCCUCAGUACCCUGACACUAUUUUGUCGGCAUCCCGAGAUAAGCACCUGCUCCUGUGGAAGCUGACACGUAAUGAGACCAACUACGGCAUCCCAUACAAGCAGCUCCAUGGCCACAACCACUUUGUGUCUGAUGUUGUGCUCUCCUCAGAUGGCCAAUUUGCUCUGUCUGCAUCAUGGGAUGGAUCCCUCAGACUCUGGGAUCUUGUCACAUGCAAGACAACACGUCACUUCGUUGGCCACGAGAAGGAUGUCAUGAGUGUUGCUUUCUCUGCUGACAACAGACAGAUUGUCUCUGGUUCACGGGAUAAAACUGUCAAGCUGUGGAACACAUUGGGGGUUUGCAAGUACACCAUUCAGGAGGAUUCACACAAAGACUGGGUGUCUUGUGUUCGUUUCUCUCCCAACUCAACUAACCCGAUCAUUGUGUCCUGUGGCUGGGACAAAACCGUGAAGGUGUGGAAUCUGACUAACUGCAAGCUGAAGACCAACCACUAUGGCCACACCCAGUUCCUGAACACUGUCACCGUGUCUCCUGAUGGCUCACUCUGUGCAUCCGGUGGAAAGGACGGUCAAGCCAUGCUGUGGGACCUGAAUGAGGGCAAACAUCUGUACACCCUGGACGGCGGCGACGUCAUCAAUGCUAUGUGCUUCAGCCCCAACCGCUACUGGCUCUGUGCUGCCACAGGACCCAGCAUCAAGAUCUGGGAUCUUGAAGGCAAGGUGAUCGUGGAUGAGCUGAAGCCAGAAGUGCUGGCCCAGAAGCAGGGACGGGAACCGCCUAACUGCCUUUCCCUGGCCUGGUCUGCUGAUGGCCAGACUCUGUUUGCUGGCUACAGUGACAAUGUCAUCAGAGUGUGGCAAGUGUCAAUGGCCAUGCACUGAAUGACAAAAUGAAAAAUGUCAAUGCUCUCGAACAGGGCACAAUUUCCAGGCUUUGCCUGAAAUAAAAAAAACAUGUGAUGUAA